ACAGGCUCCUCUGUGAUUUUCGCCAGCCAGUCUUUACUACUUGGGCUUCUGAAGCAGCCAUGGCAGCAGUCCCUGAACUCGGUGAUGGAUUGAAUUACUACAGUAACAAUGACAAUGCCCUAUUCUUUGAGACGGAUGGGCCCAUGCAGAUGAAGAGCUACUUCCAAGACUUGGACCUCUGCUCUCCAGGAGAUAAGGGCAUCCAACUUCAGGUCUCCCAGAAACACUACAACAAGCACUUCAAGCAAGCUGUAACGGUCAUUGUGGCAGUGGAGAAGCUGAGGACAAUCCUGGAGCCCUGCUCCCCAGGCUUCCUGGACACCUUCUUUUCCCUCCUCUUUGAAGAAGAACCCGUCCACCUGUGCGACGAUUAUGAGUGUGAUGCCGCUGUCCUAGCCCUCACCUGCACCCUCCGGGACAUCACCCAAAAAUCGCUGGUGCUGUCCAGUCCACAUGAACUGCAGGCUGUUCACCUCAACGGCUCAAACUUAAGCCAACAAGUGGUGUUCUCCAUGGUCUUUGUACAAGGAGAAGUAAGUCAAGAGAAGAUGCCGGUGGCCUUGGGUCUCAAGGGAAAGAAUCUGUACCUGUCCUGUGUGAUGAGCAACGGGAAGCCCACGCUGCAGCUGGAGACAGUAGACCCCAAAUCUUACCCCAGAAAGAGGAUGGAAUUGCGAUUUGUCUUCAACAAGCUACAGGUCAAGGACAAGUUGGAAUUUGAGUCAGCCGCACACCCCAACUGGUACAUCAGCACCUCCCAAAUGGACCAACAGCCGGUCUUCCUGGGAAAUACCAGAGGCGGCCAGGAUAUAACAGACUUCACCAUAGAGGAAAGCUCACCCUAAGACCACAUGUGCUAGUAACCCCUCAGGGUAGCCGAAGGGAGUAGGAAGGAUUUGGAGCCUGGACUUCACUGCAGUCCAGAGUGAUGCCAUUUGCCUUCUGAAUAGCGGUGCUAAGGGCCUCUCCGGUCUACCCUCUAGGGAUUCUAGGAGCUGUCUGAGCGGUCCUAGUGCCCACGGCCCAAGUCUGUGAUGACAAGCAGCUCUUCCCUUCAGGACCAAUCCCAGAUCCCCUUUGCUAAGCAGGCUUUACACACACACACCCCAUCCCAUUGCUCAAAGCCAGCUAAAUAGAAGUCCUUGCAUAUUUGUCCUUUGUACCUAGCUUUUGGUAAGCAACUGCUGGACUACUUAUUUAUUUAUUUAAUGGUAGGCUAAUCUACUUAAUUUAACUCAAGUAGGGCAAGUCUCUGAAUCACUCAUGCUCAACAGCUGUGGUACCCAUUUCAUUUGAACCGGUGGACUGUCUUUAUAUAAAGUUUUUUUUCACCAAGGCUGAGAUUAUAAACUUAGGUUUUUAAAUGGGAAUAUUUAUAAAUGUAAAUAUAAUUGUACUGCUUUAUGGGUUCUGAAAUAAAUUUCAUUAAAAAUAAAUUUUUGCUGUG
Echinops telfairi (small Madagascar hedgehog) is the source of this 1447-nucleotide messenger RNA. RefSeq names its product interleukin 1 beta (gene IL1B). NCBI's taxonomy places the organism in Eukaryota, Metazoa, Chordata, Mammalia, Afrosoricida, Tenrecidae. Gene Ontology annotation, molecular function: interleukin-1 receptor binding; cytokine activity. Gene Ontology annotation, biological process: cytokine-mediated signaling pathway; inflammatory response; regulation of nitric-oxide synthase activity. The record is from RefSeq and is a predicted model, not a curated record. The transcript is spliced from 7 exons. The coding region runs from base 60 to 845 and encodes 261 amino acids.